CGCUCGAAAUCAAACGGUCGGCUAGCCUUGCGGUGGAGCCGACUCAUCACCACGAUAAACAGAUCAGAAUAUUGAGUGCGCAUUGGUUCAGCAGUCCAGCUGGAUGUCACGAGUGUGAUCAACCGAAAAUGGCGCAAUAUUUCUUCGACCUCCUGUAUAACUUUACCGAUUGCAUGUGCUGCUUCCCCAGCACGCCGCAGCUUAAGAUCAACAAUCGCAGCUUUAAAAUGCUCCGGCUACUGGGUGAGGGUGGUUUCUCCUACGUGUACCUAGUUCAAGACAAAGCAACCUCGGAGCUGUUUGCGCUGAAAAAGAUCCGAUGCCCCUUUGGUCAGGAGUCUGUCUCUCAAGCACUGAAAGAAGUAGAGGCCUACAAUCUGUUCACAUCACAAUCCAAUAUCAUCCAUUCGAUUGAUCACUCCGUGUCCACCGAGUCAGGCUCGAAGUUCCGCUCCGAUGGUGGAGAAGCCGGGUCCAAGACUGUUUAUAUCCUGCUACCUUACUAUCAACGAGGGAAUCUACAGGAUGCCAUCAAUGCCAACCUAGUCAACCAUACUCGAUUUCCGGAGAAGCGAUUGAUGGUGCUGAUGCUGGGUGUCGCCACUGCGCUCCGGGCCAUGCAUCAAUAUCGUGUCAAGAGCGGCGCUGGGUCUACUCGCAAUGCGAAGGCAGUAAGAAGGGAAGGUGAAGAGGCAGAUACAUCCAUGCGCAUGGCCAAGCCUAAGCGCCGGGCAACCCAGGUAGCAGAUGACGAAGAUUCCGAGAACGAACCAUUGAUGGAGGAUGAGGUCACAAGGAGUCAGGAAGGCGUUCAAGACGGAGGUUUGCGCCCAUACGCACAUAGAGAUAUCAAGCCUGGCAACAUCAUGAUUGAUGAUGACGGACAAACACCAGUGCUGAUGGAUCUGGGGUCACUCGCCCCCAGCCCCAUCGCGAUCACUUCGCGAUCACUUGCUUUGGCAGUCCAAGAUACUGCUGCGGAGCAUAGUACGAUGCCAUAUCGAGCACCGGAACUUUUCGAUGUGAAGACCGGCUCCAUUAUUGACACCAAAGUCGACAUCUGGUCUUUGGGGUGUACUCUCUACGCUUGCUUAGUAGGCAAGAGCCCCUUUGAGGCACGUAGCGAGGAGACCGGCGGUAGCCUAAGUAUGUGCGUCCUGGGUGGAGACUGGCGUUUCCCUGAUGAGAAACCUGGUACCAGCAAAGGCAAGGGCAAAGCUGGCGAUGAAUCCCGCAAAGAUGCUACAACAACGAUCAGUGCGCCUGUCAAAGAUGUCGUUCGGAAGUGUUUGCAGGUCGAACCAGCAGAUCGACCGGACAUUGACGAAUUGAUCCAAAUCCUGAAAGACGUCAUUAAGGAUUUGCCAGAUGAUGACGAGCUUGCUGGCAGUUCACACUGAGGCAGACUCCUGUUAUCACUGUACUGAUCAUAUCCCGACCGCGCGUCACGUCUGAUUUGUGUAGAUUGACUGUUGCGUUGUCCGGUAGUCAGCGACCGGAUUGUACAGUAUGAGCAAGUUUUAAACACAAUUUUCGAUCUCACUCAGCGGCAACCUCAGAUCUUCGCGCGAAAUUCAUGGCUGGCUUUACAGGGACAUCUUUUCGAAUAGUUUUUGUAUUUCAAUCUUUGAUACCAUAAUCGCAUAAGCUGCAGGCUGGCCUUUUGCAGAUAUCCGCACGAUACGUUUGCGUUCGUUAUAUUUUAGAGUUUCGAUUCAUUCGUGAUGUAUCCCCGAUCAAUAGUCCGAAUAUAUACCUCUAUAUGUACGGAGUACCUAGUACAAGUUGUAUUAUCUCUGUACCGGACUCUAAAGCUCAAGGCUGAGUAAGCUGUUUAGUGAACUCAACAGACGGGGUACCGAGAAUGUACUAGAACGCCCCCUGGUUUACUUUUAUAUAUAAAAAUAGAACUAGGUUAUCUAAGC
Molecule: messenger RNA, 1925 nt
Organism: Aspergillus pseudotamarii
Lineage: Eukaryota; Fungi; Ascomycota; Eurotiomycetes; Eurotiales; Aspergillaceae
Product: putative serine/threonine protein kinase ENV7
Exons: 3
Coding region: 129-1400 (423 amino acids)
Biological process (GO): protein phosphorylation; vacuolar protein processing; regulation of vacuole fusion, non-autophagic
Cellular component (GO): cytoplasm; Golgi apparatus
Molecular function (GO): ATP binding; protein serine/threonine kinase activity
Source: RefSeq, a predicted model, not a curated record